AUGUUCGAAGCCAAACUUGCAGAAGGAAUCAUAUUCAAGAAGAUCGUUGAAGCUAUUAAGGAACUUGUCAGUGAUGUCAACAUUGAUAUUAGCCCAACAGGAAUCUCUUUGCAAGCUAUGGAUAACUCUCAUGUUGCCUUAGUCUCUCUCCAACUCUCCAUGGACGGAUUUGAAAGCUUCAGAUCAGACAAGCCGAUGACUUUGGGAAUUAACAUUGGAAAUUUAUUCAAGAUCAUGAAAUUGGGAGAUAAUGAUGACUCAAUGACUUUGAAAGCCGAAGAGGAUCCAUCUCAUCUCACUAUCAUCUUUGAGAACGAGAAGAAAGGAAGGUUUGCCGAAUUCAACAUUAAUUUGAUCAAUAUCGACACCGAACACUUGAGCGUCAGUGACAAUGAGGGAGGAUCUCAACUUUCCAUGGCCUCCGGAGAAUUUUCCAAGAUCAUGAAAGAACUCUACCAAAUCUCAGAGACAGUGAACAUUGAGACAUCUCAAGAGCUUAUCCAAUUUUCAGUAGAAGGAGAUUGCGGAUCAGGAAGUGUCAAAAUUGGCCCAACCGAAGGAGAGACAAGAGAAGAGCAGGUCGUGAUUCAGAGUGAUGAGCAAGUCAACCUUUCCUUUGCUCUCAGAUAUUUAACCAUGUUCACUAAGGCAAGUGGAUUAAGUUCAAUGGUAAACGUCAGCCUCUCAACCGAAGCACCACUUGUGGUCAAAUAUGAGAUUCAGAACCUCGGAUCAUUGCAGUAUUAUCUCGCACCAAAGAUUUCAGAUGAAGAGUAA
Molecule: messenger RNA, 777 nt
Organism: Moneuplotes crassus
Lineage: Eukaryota; Ciliophora; Spirotrichea; Euplotida; Euplotidae
Source: the annotation of a GenBank genome assembly